Messenger RNA from Octodon degus (degu), 4793 nucleotides. It is a transcript of the gene Ptk2, whose product is annotated as protein tyrosine kinase 2. The record is from RefSeq and is a predicted model, not a curated record. Gene Ontology annotation, cellular component: cytoskeleton; focal adhesion. Bases 438 to 3626 code for a protein of 1062 amino acids. NCBI's taxonomy places the organism in Eukaryota, Metazoa, Chordata, Mammalia, Rodentia, Octodontidae. The transcript has 36 exons. Gene Ontology annotation, molecular function: ATP binding; protein tyrosine kinase activity. Gene Ontology annotation, biological process: signal complex assembly; protein phosphorylation.
UACCCGGCGCCGCCCCGCCGCUGUCCGCCUCUCCUCAGCCUAGCGCCGUGCCGCAGCCGGGUUCUUGGACUACAAUGAAAAUUAGGAAGAGACAUUAAGAAUAUUUUUUAAAAGGUGUCAUUAGAUUUUUUUCAUGGAAUUAUUGUUGCCUUUUGAGCUGCCAAAUGGGGCCUGUUUCCUGAUUAUUUUCUGGAAGCCUUUGCAAAUUCUGGAGGUAGACCUGGGGCUCCUUUGCAGUCUUCCAUUUAUGGUGCCUUCCUCAGCCUCCCCAGACUUCCUCAAGCAUUAAUGGAAGGGAGGUACAGUAAUUGUUGGGAAACUCUGCAAAGAAAGUGAACGAUACUAAUACUGCGCCUGUGACAGUUUGUUGUAUUGUGGGACCUAUUAUCUAUUUGUGUUCAGAAGAAUAUGACAGAUACCUAGCAUCUAGCAAAAUAAUGGCAGCUGCUUACCUUGACCCAAACUUGAAUCAUACACCAAAUUCAAGUGCUAAGCCUCACCUGGGUACUGGCAUGGAACGUUCUCCUGGUGCGAUGGAGCGAGUAUUAAAAGUCUUUCAUUAUUUUGAAAGCAAUAGUGAGCCAACCACCUGGGCCAGUAUUAUCAGACAUGGAGAUGCAACUGAUGUAAGGGGCAUCAUUCAGAAGAUAGUGGACAGUCACAAAGUAAAGCACGUGGCCUGCUAUGGAUUUCGCCUCAGUCACCUGCGGUCAGAGGAGGUUCACUGGCUUCAUGUGGACAUGGGUGUCUCCAGUGUGAGGGAGAAGUAUGAGCUCGCCCACCCACCAGAGGAGUGGAAAUAUGAACUGAGAAUUCGUUAUUUGCCAAAAGGAUUUCUAAACCAGUUUACCAAAGACAAGCCAACUCUGAAUUUCUUCUAUCAACAGGUGAAGAGUGACUACAUGUUAGAGAUAGCUGAUCAAGUGGACCAGGAAAUUGCUCUGAAGUUGGGUUGUCUUGAAAUACGACGAUCAUAUUGGGAGAUGCGGGGCAAUGCACUAGAGAAGAAGUCCAACUAUGAAGUAUUAGAAAAAGAUGUUGGUUUAAAGCGAUUUUUUCCUAAGAGUUUACUGGAUUCUGUCAAGGCUAAAACACUAAGAAAACUGAUCCAACAAACAUUUAGACAGUUUGCCAACCUUAAUAGAGAAGAAAGUAUUCUGAAAUUCUUUGAAAUCCUCUCUCCAGUAUACAGAUUUGACAAAGAAUGCUUCAAAUGUGCCCUUGGGUCAAGCUGGAUUAUUUCAGUGGAACUGGCUAUCGGCCCAGAAGAAGGGAUCAGUUACCUGACAGACAAAGGAUGCAAUCCCACACAUCUGGCCGACUUCAACCAAGUGCAGACCAUUCAGUAUUCGAACAGUGAAGACAAGGACAGAAAAGGAAUGCUGCAGCUCAAAAUAGCAGGUGCACCUGAGCCUCUGACAGUGACGGCACCGUCCCUAACCAUAGCGGAGAACAUGGCUGACCUGAUAGACGGAUACUGUCGACUGGUGAAUGGAGCCACACAGUCCUUUAUCAUCAGACCCCAGAAAGAAGGCGAACGGGCUUUGCCAUCAAUUCCCAAGUUGGCCAACAGUGAGAAGCAGGGUGUCCGAACACAUGCUGUCUCCGUAUCAGAGACAGAUGAUUAUGCAGAGAUUAUAGAUGAAGAAGAUACUUACACCAUGCCUUCAAAAAGCUAUGGAAUAGAUGAAGCCAGGGAUUAUGAGAUUCAAAGAGAAAGAAUAGAACUUGGACGAUGUAUUGGAGAAGGCCAAUUUGGUGAUGUACAUCAGGGCGUGUAUAUGAGUCCAGAGAAUCCAGCUUUGGCAGUUGCAAUUAAAACAUGUAAAAACUGUACUUCGGACAGCGUGAGAGAGAAAUUUCUUCAAGAAGCCUUAACAAUGCGGCAGUUUGACCAUCCUCAUAUUGUGAAGCUGAUUGGCGUGAUAACAGAGAAUCCUGUCUGGAUAAUAAUGGAGCUAUGCACGUUGGGAGAGCUGAGGUCAUUUUUACAAGUGAGGAAAUACAGCUUGGAUCUGGCAUCUUUGAUCCUGUAUGCCUAUCAGCUCAGUACAGCGCUUGCAUAUCUGGAGAGCAAAAGAUUUGUACACAGGGACAUUGCUGCUCGGAAUGUCUUGGUGUCCUCAAAUGAUUGUGUGAAGUUAGGAGACUUUGGGUUAUCCCGAUACAUGGAAGAUAGUACUUACUACAAAGCUUCCAAAGGAAAAUUGCCUAUUAAAUGGAUGGCUCCAGAGUCGAUCAAUUUUCGACGUUUUACCUCAGCUAGUGACGUAUGGAUGUUUGGUGUAUGUAUGUGGGAGAUACUGAUGCAUGGUGUGAAGCCUUUUCAAGGAGUGAAGAACAAUGAUGUGAUUGGUCGAAUUGAAAAUGGGGAAAGAUUACCAAUGCCUCCAAAUUGUCCUCCUACCCUCUACAGCCUUAUGACGAAAUGCUGGGCCUAUGAUCCCAGCAGACGGCCCAGGUUUACUGAACUUAAAGCUCAGCUCAGCACAAUCCUGGAGGAAGAGAAAGCCCAGCAAGAAGAACGGAUGAGGAUGGAAUCGAGAAGACAGGCCACAGUUUCCUGGGAUUCUGGAGGAUCUGAUGAAGCACCGCCCAAGCCCAGCAGACCUGGUUAUCCUAGUCCGAGAUCCAGCGAAGGAUUUUAUCCCAGCCCACAGCACAUGGUCCAGACCAAUCAUUACCAGGUCUCUGGCUACCCUGGUUCACAUGGAAUCACAGCUAUGGCUGGCAGCAUCUACCCAGGUCAGGCAUCUCUCUUGGACCAGACAGAGACAUGGAAUCAUAGAUCUCAAGAGACACCUAUGUGGCAGCCCAGCAUGGAGGACUCAGCAGCCUUGGACCUACGAGGGAUUGGGCAAGUGUUGCCAACCCACCUGAUGGAAGAGCGGCUGAUCCGACAGCAGCAGGAAAUGGAGGAAGAUCAGCGUUGGCUGGAAAAAGAGGAGAGAUUUCUGAAACCUGACGUGAGGCUCUCUCGAGGCAGCAUCGACAGGGAGGAUGGGAGUCUUCAGGGUCCGACUGGAAACCAGCACAUCUACCAGCCUGUGGGUAAACCAGAUCCUGCAGCGCCACCAAAGAAACCACCACGCCCCGGAGCCCCCGGUCAUCUAGGUAGCAUUGCCAGCCUCAGCAGCCCUGGGGACAGCUACAAUGAGGGUGUCAAGCCAUGGAGGCUUCAGCCCCAGGAAAUCAGCCCCCCUCCUACUGCCAACUUGGACCGAUCCAAUGACAAAGUGUAUGAGAACGUGACGGGCCUGGUGAAAGCUGUCAUCGAGAUGUCCAGCAAAAUCCAGCCAGCCCCACCAGAGGAGUACGUUCCUAUGGUGAAGGAAGUUGGCUUGGCCCUGCGGACGUUAUUGGCCACCGUGGAUGAGACCAUUCCUGUCCUCCCAGCCAGCACGCACCGAGAGGUUGAGAUGGCGCAGAAGCUGCUCAACUCCGACCUGGGGGAGCUCAUCAGCAAGAUGAAGCUGGCCCAGCAGUACGUGAUGACCAGCCUGCAGCAGGAGUACAAGAAGCAGAUGCUGACAGCAGCUCACGCCCUGGCUGUGGACGCCAAGAACCUGCUUGAUGUCAUUGACCAAGCAAGACUGAAAAUGCUUGGGCAGACGAGACCACACUGAGCCGCCCAGGAGUGCGUCUUUCUACCCCUUGGAAAGUGUUCUCUAGCCUUCCACCAGCAGUGAGGAAUUAACCCGUGUCCUCGGCCGCCAGCGCUUACAGCUCCAACUGAAUGACAGCUGGUUGAAAAUCUCGCACAGACAAGUUUAACCAUGUUUUGAUUUGAGUUCAUUUUUGUUCAUUUAAAAUCAUGAUGAUCAGAAAAGUCCAGGAUCCAAAAUGACAUUUUUCUGAGAAUGAAAAGUGUCCAUUAAAUUAAGCUUUUUUGAAAAGACCAGGCAUGGUGGUGCCCAUCCAUAAUCCCAGCUAUUGAGAAGCUGGGGUAGAAGGAUUGAAAGUUGAAGUUUGGUCUUCUCAGAGACCGUGUCUCAAAAUGGAAAGAAAAAAAAACUUUUUUAAAGGAGCUUCUCAUGAAGGAGUUGGUGUUAGCACUGGGGUGUGCUCCAGUGGGAAUGGCCAGGGGCCCUGCUCAUUCCUGACCUGCCUUCACUGCUAUUGGAAGAAGAGAGCAUGUGUGAAGAACCCCGCAACUCGUGAGGCAGAGAGUUCUUUUCCUGCCUUGGAGUUAUCCAGACUGGGGCUUUUGUUUGUUAGAACACCCCUCCAUUGCAAUAUGCUAAUCCCAUUUACAAAGAAAGAAUAUAAAAGCUAUAUUUUGAAGACUCAAGUUGUUUCAGAAAAAAAAAACUACCACCUUUUCUGUCUUUCCUGACUUUUACUUUCUUAUGGAUAUGGAAGUAUUGGGUUGGGAACUAGCAGUAGGACACAACUAAAACUCUUGUCUUUUUCACCAGAAUAAUGUGCCAGUUUUUUGUAGCAAUGUAAUUUCUCUUGGAAGCAGAAAUGCUUUGUACCAGAUCACCUCCAAUCUGCAUUGAGCAGAACCAUCCCUGUUUUCCAUUUUUAUAUAAUUUAUAAAGAUUAAAGCCAUGUUGACUAUUUUACAGCCACUGGAGCUAACUAACCCUUCAUUGUGUCUGUCUUCCCAGGAGAGAAUUAAGAGGAACAGAGGGAUUUGGUUCUCUGUAGAUGUCCAUCUAUUCUGUUAGAUAAUUUUUGAAAAAUACACCCUCCCUUUAGUUUGUUGGGGGAUAUAAAUUAUUCUCAGGAAGAAUAUAAUGAACUGUACAGUUACUUUGACCUAUUAAAAAGGUGUUAUCAGUAAAGUU